AUGGUGACUCGUAGAGGUAUAGAAGCAAACCCAGAUAAAAUGAAAGCGCUGCUGGAGAUGGAGGCCCCACAGACCAAAAAGGAGAUCCAAGUUUUGAUAGGGAGGAUAGCUUCCCUCAGCAGAUUUGUCUCCUGCUCAGGGGACAAAGGCUUACCAUUCUUCAAAGCACUACAGAAGAAGGGAGGAUUCGAAUGGGGGGAGGAGCAGGCCAAAGCCUUUGAAUUGCUCAAGCAGUACCUCAGAUCCCCUCCUCUCUUAACAAAAGCAAAGAAUGGGGAAGACCUUUACCUUUAUAUAGCAUCCACAGAAAGUGCCGUCAGUUCUGUCCUGGUUUGGGAAGAAGGCAAGAAGCAUCAACCCAUCUAUUGCACUAGCAAGGUGCUCAGUGGAGCUGAAAAGAACUACUGCAAAGCCGAAAAAGCCGCGUUCUCCAUCGUUUGUGUAGCGCGAAAAUUGAGGCCCUACUUUCAGGCUCACAAGGUAAUUGUGUUAACAAACCUACCGAUGAGACAAAUUCUACAGCGACCAGAGAGUUCGGGAAGGACGACAAAAUGGUCAAUUGAGUUAAGUGAGUUCGACAUACAAUAUCAACCAAGGCCCGUGGUCAAGGCCCAGGUGCUCGCUGAUUUUACAGCAGAAAGGUUCUCCGACUCAUCCACUAAGCUAGAUGUUUGGACACUACAUGUUGAUGGGUCAUCUAAGGCUGCUGGAGAGGGAGCUGAAUUCAUCCUUUCGGCCCCUGAUGGCACUGAAACUCUUUUUGCACUGAAGCUUGAGUUCACAGCAACCAACAACAGUGCUGAGUAUGAAGCUUUGCUAGCAGGCCUGCACUUGGCAGAAGUAUUAGGGGUGGCACAGAUCAAGGACGGAUCCUUUCCAGAAGACAACAAGGAAGCUCGGAAAGUGAGAAGGAAAGCAGCAAGGUAUACGCUGAUAGGCCGGGAGCUGUACAGACGAUCUCUAACACUGCCCUACCUUCGUUGUAUAAACGAUAAGGAAGGGACAUACGUACUAAGAGAAAUCCACGAAGGAGUGUGUGGAAACCACCUUGCCAGUAGGGCCCUAGCCCACAAAGCCAUGUGGCAGGGGUUUUACUGGCCUACAAUGAAGAAAGACGUGGUCGAGCUCGUUAAGAAAUGCGACAGAUGUCAACGAUGUGCAGCUGUGAUAGUUACAGACCACGGGAAGCAGUUCGACAACGACCGCUUCAAAAAGUUCUAUUCGGACCUAUCUAUUAAGCUCCUCUUCGCGUUAGUGGUGCACCCCCAGAGUAACGGACAGGUAGAGAACAUGAAUCGGAUGAUACUGCAUGGACUGAGGAUGCGACUCGAAUCCAUGCAAGGUAGAUGGGCAGAGGAACUCCCUUCCCUUAUAUGGGCGUACUACACCACCAAAAGAGCAGCAACAGGUGAAAUCCCUUUCAUGCUUGUUUUUGGCGCAGAGGCAGUCAUCCCAGCAGAGGAAGCAGUAGCAGCUUCUCUGGCAGGUAGUUCCUCCCUAUGA
Malania oleifera is the source of this 1503-nucleotide messenger RNA. RefSeq lists its product as uncharacterized. Gene Ontology annotation, molecular function: nucleic acid binding. NCBI's taxonomy places the organism in Eukaryota, Viridiplantae, Streptophyta, Magnoliopsida, Santalales, Ximeniaceae. The transcript has 4 exons. Bases 1 to 1503 code for a protein of 500 amino acids. Gene Ontology annotation, biological process: DNA integration. The record is from RefSeq and is a predicted model, not a curated record.